Molecule: messenger RNA, 1601 nt
Organism: Ceratosolen solmsi marchali
Lineage: Eukaryota; Metazoa; Arthropoda; Insecta; Hymenoptera; Agaonidae
Gene: Nulp1
Product: Nuclear localized protein 1
Exons: 8
Coding region: 69-1601 (510 amino acids)
Cellular component (GO): RQC complex
Molecular function (GO): protein binding
Source: RefSeq, a predicted model, not a curated record
GCUUGUUCUUACAUUUAUUUAACUGAACUUUGUCAGAUCCAUUUAUCAAUGUCAAUAUAUGUUCGAUAAUGUCUACCAGAUACAUGAAAAAGCUGUUUGGUAAUGAUAUUGAUAAAGAACAAAAUAAGGAGCUUGAAGAUGAAAUUAAUGAUUUACACAUAGAAAGAGAAAUUAAAAAAUCUUUUAAUGUUUUUGAUCUGUUAAAUGAAAAUUGUGAAAAUGACAUCGAAGAUACCGAUGAAGUUAAAAUUGGAGAACAAGAACAAAAUUGUAAUAAAAUGUCAAAAAGUAAGAAAAAGAAGAAAACAAGACAAAAACAUGCAUACGAAAUUGAUAAAGAAAUUGAUAAAGAGAUGAAUAAGCAAUUAAUGGAAUCAAGAUUAAGUGCUGGCUUAAGCUCAAGUCAAAUAAUAACAAAAAAAAGAAGACUAACUAGAGAAAUAUUAAUGGUGGAAUGUAAAGUUUAUGUUUAUCCAAAAAUCUUUCAAAACAAAUUGAAAACUAGACCUCAUAAUAAAUAUUUAAGAAAGACGUGGUUGGUCAGUGCACAUGAGAAAAAUAUUGACGUUGCUUCAAGAUCUGGUCUCUCUAUGUAUGUAACUGAAUCGAUAUCAUUUCCUACACGUCUGCACUUUAAUUAUAAAUAUAAUCAUUCGUAUAAUCAAAUCCAAAUUCAAUUUUAUCAAGCAGUCGUUUCAAGUGAUAUACAAACUAUUUUUAAUAUCGCUCAUGCUCAUCCAUAUCACGUGGAUAGUCUUUUACAUUGCGCCAAUUUUUAUAAAAUCACCUAUAAUUUGGCAAUGUCAGCAAAGUUCAUAGAACAAGCACUAUUUUAUUUAGAAUAUGCCUUUCAUCCUAAAUUUAUGAAAAAUUAUCUAAUGGAUUACAACAGGAAGGAAAAUCGUGCUUUGUUCAUAGCAUUAUUCAAACGUCUAAUUUUAGUUGGUGAUUUAUCAUUUUACAGGACUAGUUUAGAAUUGUGCAAGCUGUUAAUGCUAUUGGACUCUGACGAUCCAUUAGCCGUUUCCUUAAUGAUAGAUUUUUAUGCUAUCCGAUCAAAGGAGUACGAAUGGUUCUGUGAAUUCUGUGAUUCAACAUAUUUGACGAGAAAUCUUAAUAUUAUCUACAGCUUAUCAUUGGCUUAUUUUUAUUUAGGAAAGUACGAAACUGCCAAUGAAUAUUUGCAAAAAGCACUUUUCACGUACCCUACUGUGCUAAUACCACUACUUGAAGCAUGUAACCAACGCAUCGAUUCCAAAAUAAUAAGUCAUAAAUUUUUUUGUGAACGCCCGUACGGUAUUACGAUGAAACUACAAGAGAUAUACAUCGCUCGCUGUUCAAGUUUAUGGAAGAAAGCAGAAACUUUACGUUGGCUUGUAAAGCAGACGGAAAUUAUUCUCAAUGAAAUAAAUGCCAAUGAUGGCCCAACUUUAAUAAAGCAGCGUGGAAUAAAAAGGGAUGCUUAUCAUUUAUCAUUCAAAUCGGUUUUAAGACAUGUUGUAUUGUCGGAUUUGAAAGAUGUGACGGUUACGGCUCAAGAGUUACAAAGCGGAGAUACGAUCUAUCCUCAUGAUCCUUUACCUCCUCGUGAUGAUACCUAG